Camellia sinensis is the source of this 1185-nucleotide messenger RNA. RefSeq names its product (+)-neomenthol dehydrogenase. The record is from RefSeq and is a predicted model, not a curated record. Gene Ontology annotation, cellular component: membrane. Gene Ontology annotation, molecular function: oxidoreductase activity, acting on the CH-OH group of donors, NAD or NADP as acceptor. NCBI's taxonomy places the organism in Eukaryota, Viridiplantae, Streptophyta, Magnoliopsida, Ericales, Theaceae.
CAAAAAAAUUCAAAUGAAGGACAAAAGAAGCGAUAAAGAAGAUUGUAAGGGACUUUCUAGGCUUGAGACAUUUGUUUGGUUUAGCUUUAAAAAACCAAAGGUUGAGAAUGAAGCUCACACUUCUCUGAAACAUCCCAUAUUGUGAAGCAAUGGCAGAGAAAAUCAGUACAACAAAGAGAUACGCAGUGGUUACAGGGGCAAAUAAAGGACUAGGAUUUGAAAUAUGUAGGCAAUUAGCUUCUAAGGGAAUCCUGGUGCUGUUGACUGCUAGAGAUGAGAAGAAGGGUCUUGAAGCUCUUGAGAAACUCAAAAGUGAUGGCCUCUUUGAUCAUGUGGUGUUCUUUCAGCUUGAUGUUGUGGACCCAUCUAGUAUUGCUUCCCUUGCCGAUUUCAUCAAGUCUAAAUUUGGAAGGCUUGAUAUCUUGGUGAACAAUGCUGGGAUUAGUGGAGUCGUGACGGAUUGGGAUGCUUUAAAGUCAGCAGAUGCUGCUGAUCCUGGAUUGCUUAACAAAUGGAAAGAAGUAAUGACUCAAAACUAUGAGUUGACUGAUGAAUGCUUGCAAACAAACUACUAUGGAGCAAAAAGGAUGAUUGAAGCACUUAUUCCCCUCCUCCAACUCUCAGAUUCACCAAGGAUAGUAAAUGUCUCUUCUGGCAUGGGGAAGUUAAAGAACAUACCCAGUGAAUGGGCUAAAGGAGCGUUGAAUGAUGCCGAAAGCCUUACAGAAGAGAGAAUAGACGAGGUACUAAACAAGUUUCUAAAAGAUUUCAAAGAAGGUUCGUUAGAAUCCAAAGGCUGGCCUACGUUGUUGUCUGCCUAUACAUUGUCGAAAGCGGCUAUGAACGCGUACACAAGAUUUCUGGCCAAAAAGUAUCCCACAUUCCGCAUCAAUUGUGUCUGCCCCGGUUAUGUUAAAACAGAUAUAAACAACAACAACGGCAUACUAAGCACAGAACAAGGUGCUGAAUGUCCUGUGAAGCUAGCCCUACUUCCUGAUGAAGGACCUUCUGGCCUCUUUUUUGUUUGCAAUGAACUGUCAUCUUUUGAGUGAGAACUAUUUAUUUCAAUAUUGUAGACGAAGAUGUAAGUAUAUAGUUAUAUAUAUCCUAUAUGACUUUGUACUCAAAAAAUUCUCAUGUUAUUUAAAUAAGUAAUAUUAUGAACAACUCGAGGCAAUUAAACUA